AUCAUGUUUAAAGUAUUUAUAUCCUCCUCAACCCCUUCUUUCCUCCACACUGCACAGGAAAAUGAUCUUCACUUGAAAUACCAGCUGUAAAUACCACCCAGGCCACUGUAACGUUCCCAAUAUAACCUCAGCGCUCAGCCAACUGGAAGGGUCCGGUCAGUGGCCUUCUGUCUGGGCUGUUGGGAAAGUGACAGGCGACCCUCUCUGCUCCCUUUUUUGUCGUAUUUAUCCGGCAUUUAAAAUGGAUACCCUGAAGAAAGACGAAGAUUCGGAGGAAGUGGAAAUUGAUCUGGGGGACUCGAGUGACCUUGAAGAGUCUGAAGAUGGGGAGGAACCGCAGACGUUAUGGAGAGCCCAACCCUCUCUGGAUGAGGAGGAAAACAUUCACACAUCCACUCUGGUGGAAAUCAGUGAUACAAAACCACUGAUUACUUCACGGGACGCCCGAGGUAUCAAUGACUGCCUCAAGGUAGGGUUUGAGGAUGUGAUAGCUGAGCCGCCAUCGGUGCGUAGCGGGGACAGAGUUUGGAUCUGGAGCAAUGCUCUGUUUGAAGUGUCCAGGGUCUGGAUUUACAGGAUAGUCACCGCUCUGCUGGCCCUUCCCAUGUCAGCUAUCUCUGGUCUUUUGUUUGGCCUCCUAAGCUGCUUCCACAUUUGGAUGGUCCGGCCCUGUGUUCGUUGUGUCCUCAUCGGUAACCGCUGGAUACUGAGCUUCUGGGACAUCAUGCUGCAAGUUGUUGUGGUCCCAUUCCUAACGAGUGCAGGAAAAUGUUGUGGAGGUUUAGGUAUACACCUGGCCAAAGAAUGACCCGAGAGACAGACUGGACGCGUUGAUGAUGUGGACAAAGUUUUGUUUAUGUGGACUGAAACAUAAGCAGCACUGACUUUUGACUGUUUAAUAAAAAUAAUAUAUACUGUGUCUAGGGAAAAAAAAGGUAUUCAUACCCCUUGAACUUUUUCUCACUUUGUCUUUUUACAACAACACACUUUGAUGAAUUUAAUAUUAAUUUUGUGCUAUAGAGCAUUUAAUACAUAUCUGAAAAGUGUGGUGUGUGCAUUUGGACCUAUGAGUCAAUGGUUUGUUCAAUCACCUACAGCUAAAAUCCUACCUGGCAUGUCUAGGUUGGUACAUCCUGUUUCUUAUCUUCCCAUUCACUCUGAUCAGAUUCCCUUUCCCUACUUGAACAGAGCAUCCCUACAGCAUGAUGCUGCCACCACUUUGGUGAUGGUACGCUUUGGGUGAGGUACAGUUGAAGUCUUUUCUCACAUUGUGGAAAGCUAGGCCAUUAAGAUCCAUGUUUGGUCUCAUUUGGCCCAAAUCAGGUCUCCUGCUUGUUUUCUGUGUCACCUACAUGGCUUGUUGCAACCUGCAAACAUUUCUUCCUUUGAUUUUCUUAUUGCCACUCUUCCAUAAAGUGCAAACCAGCUGUUCACCUGUCAGCCAAUUCUGGUUCUCUGUAGCCCCUCCAGAGUCACCAAUGUAGAUCAUCAGCAUCAAUAAUGAGAUUAUAUCACACACACAUACACAUACAGUUGGAGUACUUAGAUUACACUUCUGAAGAAGUUAGUUGCACGUGAUUUCAUUUAGAAGUGUCAGAGUAAAGGGGGUUGUGUAAAGACCUACUCAGCACUUUUUCCAGAUUUUAUUUGUUAAAACAUAGCUUGGAACUUGUAAAUGACUUUUACUUACAUUUUAAACUAAGCACAAAUGACAUAAAAUCUCAGUGAGACUAAUUUAGUGGAGUUCUUGUGUCAAAAUAUAAAAAAGAUCAAAGGAUAAUAGUUUGGCAAGGCAUUAUACGUUUUUCGGGUGAAAUACCUGAGAAUGUGAAAAAUGCUAAUCUUUUUAGAGCUUCAUGUAGUUUAUGCACUGAUGUAAUCCCUAAAAAUCAUGCCCACAGUCUGAAAUCAUUUUGAUGACUCUGUUUUAGACAGGCUGUACUUUUUCCCUUCUGACAUUAAAGUGGAGGUUCCAGUUAUCGCAUUUUCCGUCUUUAAGAAUUUAUAAACAAUGUUCUUAUUUAACUUUGGUUACAUGAUUGCAUGAGUCGCCUCCACCCAAUCUGAAAAAGCUCCCUAAUUUAUGUUCCUCAUCAGCGAGAUUUUCCACCACAGUUUGCAGUCCUUAAGGAUCGUGAUGUUUUGCAGUCAUAGUCCAAACGAGGGCAUAAUUACGUGCUGUCAUGACAGAACAUUGAUGAGAACUAAACAGGAAUUGGUUUCUUCAUUGUGAAAAUGGUUUCUAUAACAACCCAGACAUCUAAAUGACAUCCAGGAUCCUCAAAGAAGCCUGAAUAAGUAGAUUAAAGAUUGUUUUAUCUACAAGAAGCAUUUGGAGCUAGUCAGUAAAUUGUCAGCAUUAAUAUCUUUCUGAGCACUUUUAAAGGGAGCCUACACAAUAAAUCUCAGAAUAUAAUGUCA
Poecilia reticulata (guppy) is the source of this 2421-nucleotide messenger RNA. RefSeq names its product caveolin 4a (gene cav4a). Gene Ontology annotation, molecular function: molecular adaptor activity. Gene Ontology annotation, cellular component: sarcolemma; focal adhesion; caveola. The record is from RefSeq and is a predicted model, not a curated record. Gene Ontology annotation, biological process: regulation of cytosolic calcium ion concentration; caveola assembly; cell differentiation. Lineage: Eukaryota; Metazoa; Chordata; Actinopteri; Cyprinodontiformes; Poeciliidae.